AUGGAUGAUCAGCCCCAGAAAACUCCUUUUUCUGAGGGAAAGUCGCCUGCUGACGAUGCUGCGGACUUGUCACAGACCCCACCUUCCACUACAUCUCUUGUACCCACUAUUGAACCUGAGCAAGCUGCGCCCGUGGAAGACGUGCAAACCGUGGAACCUGUUCUUUCUGCGGUGCCACAGGAACAAGAAGAUGUUCAGCAAACUGUUCAAGGCUCAAUUCUUCUUUACCCCUCUCCUGGUUUAGUCUCCGAGAACCACGAGAGUACGAUGGUGGAGGAAGAAGAGACUCCGGAAGACACUGAACAAAGUGUAGAUGCAUCUGUUUUACCAAUUGAGGCCUCUAUUAGUCGUGAAGAGUCUCCUGCGUCCAAUGAAUCCCCUGAAUCUGCGGGAUCGCCCGAAUCUCUUGAUGUUUCUCCUGAGCCAGCAUCUGAAGAUUACUCUGCUUUGUCUUCGUUCUAUCGAAUUGAAGAACCUACCCUUCAUUCUUUGGAACCUGCGCUUUUCCAGGCAUUAUUAUCAGGUUUCGGUGAAUACCAGUCUUUGAAAUCAACCAGUCAAAUCCUAGAGGUUAAUUUGGAGCAGCUAAAACACUCUGCACAAUCCAAAAUAGUAUCUGUUACCACAGAACUACAUACUGCCCAAGAGAAAAUCCGCCAUCUCGAUAAGGAUUCUCUUGAGUCAUCCGGUGAUAAGUUGAAGUACCAGCAAAAAUUGGCCAAGGCGCACGAAGAGAUGCUUAAAGCUCAGAAUAUUGUCUCAGAUUUGAAGCAACAGAUCCAACAGUAUUCUGAAGAGAAAAAAAAUGCAUUUGAGAUGCUCUCUAACAAGCAGGAGCAACUAGUUGGAUCUACCCAGGAAAUCAAGGCAUUGGCUGAAUCCAACAAGCAGUUGAGAAAUCAAAUGAGUGCUUCGGAGACUGGGAAAGAAGAGUUGAGAUCACAGGUGAUGACUGAACUGCUUGCGAAGACCAAAUACCAGAGAGAACUUACACUCGCUAAUCAAUCUUCCAGUUGGUAUGAGAAUGAAUUGAGCAAGAAGACUUCCGAAUUACAGAGGCUUAGGGAAGAAAAGAGGACUGAAGUGACGGAUCUUCGUUCUCGUUUGGAUAAAGCCGAACAGCAUAGUUCGGUUGUAACGAAAAGUAAAGAAACUCUUAGCAAGUCCCUGAAAGACUUACAAGUGAAAUUUGACAAUAGUUUGGUGAAGAUCAAAGAGUUGAGUGAUAAAGUGUCGAAUCAAGAGCAUGAAUAUACGGAAGAGUUAUCAAAGAAAGAGCAAAUGCUUAUUAUUCUGCAAAAUUCUAGUGACGACAGGAAGAACCGUAUUGAUUCGCUACAGAAAAUGUAUGAUGAAACCUCGCAGAAAGUUGCCAGCGAUGAGGCUAGUUAUAAAGCACAAUUUGAGGGUCUUCAAGCAGAUAUCACGAAGCGUGAGUCUAAGAUUAAAGAUUUGGAGGAGACUGUUAACGAUUUGACCAGUGCAAAUAUAAAUUCUGGUGUUGACACAAGCAACAUCCUACUCGGAUUAAAUGAUGGAGGCGGUGUUAGUGGCGCUGAUAGAAGCGUUACCUUGACUCCAUCCGCUCAAAAAGUGUUGAGGGCAACCGAUUAUUCACUCACGGAUCUUGUGGCUGAGAUCAAUCAGCUCCGUAAGGCCUUGUAUAGAGAAAAGAGAGGCCGUCAAAAGGCCGAAGAGGAAUUGACCACGAUUUUCAAAGAAUUGGAUCGUAGAAUGCCGUUGUUGAAGUCUUACAAGGAGAAAUGUUUGUCGUUAGAAAUGAAGCAUGGACAGUUCGAGUUAAUGCUAGACAACUUGUCUAAGGAGAAGUCAAUGUUUCGCACCCAGUUGAGCAUAUCAAGUAAGAAAGCUGAGGAACUUCAGCAGCAGGUGGUUCAACUCACUCAGUACAAGACUGAUCUUCAAAGACAGCUUGCUACAUUAUUAGCUGAAGUGACGGUGAAGGAGCAAGGGGAUGGCUCAUCCUUGACCAAGGAGGAGAAAGCCUACAUUGGUAAAUUGGUUGCUCACGAGCCUGAACUAGAGGAUCUUACCGAUACUGGUAAACUAAUUAGUGAGAGACUUACGACUUUCAAAGAUAUUGAGGAUCUUAUUGAAAGGAAUGAGCAGUUAUUAGUAGUUUCGAGAGAUUUGGGUACUGAACUUGAAAGAAGAGAAAGUUCUGGAUCUGCAGAGCUGGGAGAGGCUGAGAAUGAGGCGCUUGAAAAAUCAAAGGACGCCAUCCUCAAAUUAAAAGAGCAAUUGCAGAACACAAAGACUCAGUUGGAAGCCGUUACAAACAAUAGAGAUAUGUUACAGAAGCUUGUCGAGAAUGGGCAGGUGGCUCCUGGUAAUGAGAAUAACAGCGCGGACGGUAAGGCUUUGAAUGAGAGAAUCAGCCGACUGGUUGAGCAGCUGAGACAGAAGCAGCAGGAGUACAAUGACUUGAAGAGGCAGUAUGAUACGAAGACAUUUGAGUUGAAUAUGAAGGUUCAGAGUCUUAUUUCUGAGAAGUCAGAUGUCUCUCUUGAAUUGGCAAAGGCUAAUUCAUCGAUUAAUUUGAUAAGAGAGAGAGCCAAGUCUUCAGGCUAUUUGAGCGAAGCCACUAAAGCUGAGAACGAGCAAUUGAAAAAGACCUCGGUCAGAUUACAGGAUCGUCAAUCUAAACUUGAAAUGCGUGUUCAACAGUUAGAUGAUGCCCUUCUUGAAUCUAGAAGCAUGCAGGCCACUCUGGAAGUUCAGGUGAAAAGUUUGAGUGCUGAAAAGGUCAUGUGGAAGAACAACGAUGACAGAUUGCGGGAGGAGAUGGAGAAACUUUCAAGUGAGAAAUCCAAGGCCAACUCGUUGACUGUGAAGUUGCAAAUAUUAGAUGCCGAAAGGCAGUCUCAAUUCAAAGGGACCCUUGAAAGACUUAACAACAAUAUCGAUAGACUCCAAAAGCAAUUGGACGAUGUUAGAGCCAAAUUGGAGGCCAGCAAUGAAGAGACGAAGCGGAUCCUUCACUCCAAGAACGCAGAUGCUCGAAGCUAUCAGGCGAGAAUUGAUGGUCUUUCAGAAGAGCUGAAGUCUGCACAGGAGGCUUUGCUAAAUAAGUCGCAUUCUGUGGUUGAGAUAGGCGAUCAUCUGGAGCAAUUACAGAAGAAGUAUGAUAGUUUGAAUAGUAAGAGAACCAGUGGGCUCGUUUCGCUUGGAGCGGAUACCUCUGAUGAUGCUGUUGCUGCUUUAAGGCAAGAAUUGAACCGUGCAUUAGAGGACUCUAAGUUGGCCUCGCAGAAUGCUGUUCAGUACAAGCAGAUUGCUACAGCUUCUGAGAAAGAGCUCAACAUUUUAAACGACACGUACAGCAGAUAUAAGGUCUCGACCGAGCUACGGAUUGCUCAGGGUAAAGAGGAGACUUCCGAAUUGCAGGCACAACUCGAGGAGUUAAGCAAUGCGAAGUCGCUGCUUGAAGAGCGAUUCCAGGCUUUGUCGAAACAAUAUUCUGAGGAGAAGAAUAUAGCAGAUGCUAAGAUUACUGAAUUGAAUGCUGCCGUGAAUGCUUUUGACAGUAUUAAAGCAGACUACGAAGCUAGGAUCGGAUCUCUUAAUGAUGAUAUUACUUCUCGAGCAGAGUUAUUAAAAAGAUCAGAAGAGAAACUCAAGGAGAAGGAUGUAUCAGUUUCUGAGAUUUCUUCCGAGAAUGAGGAAUUGAAACGGCAGAUCAUUUCAUUGCAGGAAAAGAUUUCUCAAUUAGAUAUGGAUAUGAAGGCAGCUCAAUCGGAGCUUGAGACGUUUACUGAGAGUUGGAAAUCCGAGAAAUCAAACCUCGAGGAGCAAUCAAGAAGGGACAAAAUGAGAGUUUCGGAAAUGGAUACUCAGAAUCGGACUCUCAUGAACCAAUUAGAGAGCUCGCAGUUCUCGUUUGGCGACAGCAAUGGUCUAGAGUCUGAUAAGGACAUGAAAAGUCUUCUGGGCUAUUUGCACCGCGAGAAUGAUUCUCUUUCGCAGCAGUUAGAAUAUUCCAAGUCUGAAGAGAAGAAAUUGAGGCAGAGUGUUAGUAUGAAUGAAAAAGAGCUUUCUGAAGUCAAAAUACAACUUGAAGAAGCCAAACAGAGAUCUUUGGUUGCUGAUAAGUAUACAACAUUGCUUGAAAAGAUGAAGCAGGAAUCUCAAGAGUUAUCAGUUUACAAGGAGAACAAUCAAUCUCUUAGAGAUGAAGUGAGGAGUUAUUCUGAGAAAGUUCAAAGACUUGAGAAUGAGUAUAAUUUGACGGUGUCAAAGAUUGAACCAUUACAGCAACAGGUUGCUCAACUUCAGUCUGAGGCAGAGGCUAGAAAUAAGCAAUUAGAGAUUGCACAGUCUGAAUUGAAUGCGAUGAAAACACAGUUAGAGAGCAAAGGGGGUGAGAAAGAUGAGAAUAAGAAAGCCGAAGACGAAGAGAAGAAAGCGUUGGUAUUGCGUGUAGCAGACUUAGAGAGGCAGAAGAGCUCCGCUACUCGAAAUGAAGAGCAAUUGAAGCUUUACCAGACAGAGACACUCAGAUUAAACAAUGAGGUGAAGAGUCUUAAAGCCAGAAUUGCUAGCUUGAAUGAGGAAACAGAGCAAAAGAUUGAAGAGAUCAAGAAGUCUGCAGGCAAAAGUGAAGGUCCUGCAGAUAAAGCUAGAGAAGAAUUCAGAAAGAAAGUUCAUGUUCAAGAAAUGGAAGUUUAUAAAAGAAAGCUUCAGCAGGAAACAGAUGCUUAUAAGAAUCAGGUUGCAUUGGAAAGCGAGGUGUUCAAGAAGAAUAUUGAAGCUGAAAGCAAGACACGUUUGCAGCAGGAGAUGGAGGCAUAUAAAAAACGUGUUCGUGCGCCAAGUAACGCCAGAAUAAGCGAGGUGAUCGAACAACGGUGGAAAGCACGAUCUGCGGAGUUGGAUGCUCAGUAUGAAGCUAAAGUGAAGGAGGUGGAGGCCAAUAAUAGAGAGAGUGUUGGUAGUGGUGGAAUCACUGACGAUGAAAGGAAAAAGAUGCGUGAGGAACUGGAGAAGGAGAAGGAGAGUGUGAGAGAAGAGGUUACUACCUCUGUGAGAAAGGAGACGCAGUUUAGGGAGAAUAUCUUGAAGAGACAGCUUAUGGCACUUAAACAAAAGGUGAAGGAAUUAGAGGGAACACCAUCAACAGCCGACAUGAGUACUACGUCUGCGAUUGUUUCAGCAACUGCUCCUGAAGUUGUCCCUAUCGUUUUCCCUGCAACUGCCCCUGCUUCGCUUCCAUCUGCUCCUUUUUCUGUUCCGUCUGCUCCUGCAUCUCUUCCAGCUACACCUGCCCCUACUACAACGCCGGCCUCUAAGCGUCCUGCAGAAUCGUCAUCGGGAAAUGACGAUAAACGCACCAAAACCGAAUAA
Brettanomyces nanus is the source of this 5364-nucleotide messenger RNA. RefSeq lists its product as uncharacterized. NCBI's taxonomy places the organism in Eukaryota, Fungi, Ascomycota, Pichiomycetes, Pichiales, Pichiaceae. Bases 1 to 5364 code for a protein of 1787 amino acids. Gene Ontology annotation, cellular component: nuclear pore. The record is from RefSeq and is a predicted model, not a curated record. The transcript has a single exon. Gene Ontology annotation, molecular function: structural constituent of nuclear pore. Gene Ontology annotation, biological process: protein import into nucleus; mRNA export from nucleus.